GUUAUGGUUCUAUAUAAAGCGCUUGGGGAAGCCUGUCUUAAUAUUCGCUGCCUCCCUUCAGCAGUAAACAGGACAAUGCUGUCAACUUCUCAGGUCUCCGUGAAGAGCGCCAUCGACAGCAUGCUGAGCUGGACCAGUCUGAAACCCAGCAAGAACCCCGGGAAGCCUCCGUGUCUUAAGAGCAAAGACAUCUUCAGCAUCGUAGUGACCCCCGACCGCAUCCCUAAGUUCUUCAUACCUUCACUGGACGUGGAACAUUUCAUAGUGCAGGUGUGCCCUGAAGAUAAUAAGCCCAAGUCUGAAUGGAAGAGAGGCUCGGGGGAGCUGAAAGGGAUCGCCCGCCCGCGAAGAAGCGACUGGGACACCUGCAACAAGUCCAACAAGAAAACUCUUUGCAAAAAUAUGUCACUCCAGUCCUUCGACGGGGCGCUGUUUCCACUGUAUCUGGAACGGGCGUCAGAUCACUCCGAUCCUGCCACCAGAGCAGCGCUCUCACUGCCGCACCUCGCCAAAGUCACCACUCCUUACGGGUUCCUGGCGCUGGGGGAAAGCCCUAACAUUAGAAGAAAGGAGUCCCUGUUCUUCGAGCAAGAUCCCAACGACAUCAGGACUCUGCUCUCCCAGAGGAAGAAGAGCAACUCGCUAUUUAGGAGUCGCUCGAGCCCGCUCAGCGGCUCCAAACAGCAGCACACAGCCCAGAGUGAAGAUACCACACAAUCCAGCCGAUCCGUGUCCUGGGACGCGAUCUGUAAAAGCAGUCUGUCGUCAUCUUCCUCCCCUCCAUCGCCACUUUCUUCCUUCGGCACAGAAAGACCGGCGCCAACGCCCGAAAAAAACAAGUUCCAGAGAUUAAUCAAGAAACACAUUUCCAGAAUCAAGCGUAUGCGCCCGGGUAGCACAUCCGUGCUGAAAGCGUCCUCUUCAGUGGACACGGUAGCAUGAUCGCACAUGCACACAGACAAUCAGACAUAUAACUCAACAAACGUCGGCGUCUUGCGCGCACUGAGCCUGUGCACAGACCUUAGGAAAAAAAAUAAAAAAUAAAAAAUAAACACACACACACGCGCGCGCGCACGCACACACACACACACACACACACACACACACACACACACACACACACACAGCAGCAUUUCAGGACCCUGGACGGGGUCAGGCGCUUUCUUGAAACGAAGCUGUUUUGCAAUUGUUAUACGGGUCUCUGUUUAUCCAAUUCCACCACAAAUCUGUCUUCAGGGCUCUUUUUUGGAACCACCUUCGCUCUCUGAUCAAGACGACACGGGCCACAGAGCAGGGCCAGGUGCGUCGGGCGUUCUGCUGUUUUUCUGCCUCGCCCCCUGCAUCGACUGCACGCUCUGUUAUCUCGCUUUGAGUCAUUUAUUCUGAGCCUUUAUGCUUCAAUGUUUGCAUUGUGAUAAC
Molecule: messenger RNA, 1419 nt
Organism: Acipenser ruthenus (sterlet)
Lineage: Eukaryota; Metazoa; Chordata; Actinopteri; Acipenseriformes; Acipenseridae
Exons: 2
Coding region: 4-942 (312 amino acids)
Source: RefSeq, a predicted model, not a curated record